Pelobates cultripes (western spadefoot toad) is the source of this 22663-nucleotide messenger RNA. Lineage: Eukaryota; Metazoa; Chordata; Amphibia; Anura; Pelobatidae. The record is from the annotation of a GenBank genome assembly.
CUUCAUGAUUGGUUUUCUGUCUGCUUUCACAAAUAAGAUUUUUUACUCUUCUAUUAAAAGCUGUGCAUUUAAAUGGAUACUGUCACACAGGAGAGAAGAAUCAUAGAAUUGGUUUUGUUGUGUUGCUUUCUAACAAACUGAAUGACUGUGUGCUUACUCUGCUGAAAACUACAGUUACGCUCAUCUUUUGUAGAGCCUCUUUAAAGAUUUUACACAACGGUUAGUGAAUUGGUUCUGGAUUCAGAUGGGGAGGUUUAUCAAAUUGUCGCAGAAUAAUUUGCUUUUUUUUGUUAAGUUUUUUCUGGCAUGAAUAGUCAAUUCUGAUUGUUUUCAAAAUCAAAAUAAUGCAAUUCUGAAUGUUUCAUUGUUUAUAGCAAAGCUGAGACUUUACAACUGUAUACAAUGCAUAAGCAACAUAGAGCUACAUUAGUAUUGUACAGAAUUUAAUGGUGUGUAAAAAGGAACAUAUAAAUAUGUAUAUAUAUACUUAUAUAUAUUAUAUAUAUAUAUAGAGAGAGAGAGUAUCCACCAGUAAGGCAGCAAAUAUAUAUAUUUUUUGAUCCUGAGGAAAGCCCAACGUGGAGCUGAAACGUUGAUCAUUUUAAUGUAUACCCAAUAAAGCACUUUGAUUUUUAAGAAGACCGUGGAGUGCAGCCUUACUUGUGGAUACUCUAUUUGAACCAGCCUUCAGGCUUUGGCACCCGGCAAUAUUGAAGAAAGCGUGAGUGCAAGGAUUCUUUUUGUUUUAUAUAUAUCAUUGUAUCGUUAGCUACAGCUGACAAGCUGAAAGAAUGUCAUUAUUUUUCAUGAAUCCAUUAUUAUCCAUUAUUUCAUACAAUCCAUACGUAUAGUAACUGCUGCAUGUCAAGAAUAGGUGUAAAUAGAUUGUAUGCUCACUAAGCACUUUGUGUAAAAGAGAUUUAAUGGUUCGAUCUCAGCUUACGGGCCGAGCCCUCUUUACCUUUUGUAUUUGUCUGUGUAUAUUGUACGUUCUCCCUUAAUUGUACAGCGCUGCAGAAUUUGUUGGCGCAUUACAACAUCCUAGUUGUACAGCUUCCUAGUUGUGAAUAACCCACUGGAGAAAGACUGUGGUCCCUUCAGAAAAUACUUGCAUUCUUGUUUUACUUUAUCUAUUUUGAAGAUCAGAACAUAUCUUAUGUCAAAGCGAAUUCAAAUCAUGCUUUUUUUAUGCCUUUCUUAAACUCAUUGAUUCGAUUUUCACCAUCUUUGAUACAGCAAACUGUGUGAAAAUGAUUGGACAUAAAUUGACGGUACUCACUGACUCUACAUCUCAACCACCUCCAGAAGGAGCUGUAAUCAUUAUGGUGCUUAGGAUUUAUAGGUGUUAAAGGAGCGUUAAAAAAAAAAAAAUGUAUAAAAGUGUACCUUAAUGUGUUUAAUUUACUGACUUUAUACAUAAAAAAUAAAUUGUAAAAUGCCAUAAAACGUACUUGUAAUCCAGCACCAGGAAAGUGUCCUCAGUGCAGUCAGUCAUUAAAUCUGUAGAUUUUUUCCAAUCCAAUGCUUCUCACAGAUAAUUUUACAAUGUCAGACAAAAGGGGCAGCAUUUGUUCAUGAAAACCACUUCAUUAAGUUGAUGUGGUUUUGGUUCUCACAGUGUCACUUUAAAUUGUAUAUGAGAAGCUGACUUGGUCGUCUCAGCCCUUCUAGGAGCUCGCAAAUUUGUAAACGGCCAUAGUUUCAUCUGAAACGGCAAAUGUGACUUACUCCCAUAUCCUAUGGGCUCCAUGCCGGCUUUAAAUGUAUGAUGAAUAGUGAUGUCGCGAAUCGUUCGCGAACUUUUUGCGAACGGUUCGCCACGAACCGUUCGCGGCGAACUCCGGUCAGCUGACACAUCCCAGCCAAUCUCCAGCAGACCCUCCCUCCCAGACCCUCCCAACUCCUGGACAGCAUCCAUGUUGAAGGCAGCUUCAACAUGGAUGCUGUCCAGGAGAUGGGAGGGUCUGGGAGGGAGGGUCUGCUGGAGAUUGGCCGGGAUGUGUCAGCUGACCGGAGUUCGCCGUGAACAGUUCGUGGCGAACCGUGGCAAACCCUUCGCGAAAAGUUUGCGAACGGUUCGCGACAUCACUAAUGAUGAAUGUCAUUAUUUUUAUAUAAUUUCAUUGAUAAAAUGAAAUUAUAAUGGAUCAUUAUUCCAGCUUUAUUGAUUACUGCUUCAGACAUUUAGCAAAUUUCAAACAAAAAGCAAUCGAUAAACCACUAAAAGCACAUUCUAAAGUAUUUGCGCAUGUGCAGAAGUAACUCCACAAACACCUCUCUGAUUUGUUGACAUUUACAAGCAACGUUACCAAAUCUAUACUAAAGAUUCUGAAGACUGGAAGCAGUGGCUGCAGCUGCUGGUGCCCUGUAGGUCCCAGGUAAGUUGUCAAACCAUAUUAAAUUGGUUUGACUACUUAACGUGAGAUGGCGCCAAGCCACUCCCGACACCAUAACCUACAGUGAGCUUGGAGCAUUCCUUUAAAGAACCACACACUGCAAUGUUCAUAUGAAACAUUAAAGGUUAAUGACAAAUGCAUCACCUAUUUGCAUCAUUAGAGCUGUCAGAUACCUAGUGAAAGGCCUGCGAAAGUGACAGAUUUAUUUAUUUUUUUGUCAUUUACAACUUGAAUUGGUCUGUCAAGAUUAACAUUGCAAAAUUAACAACUAAAUUAUGAUUAAGGCUCGGUUUUAAUUUGAUAACAUUUUCUGACUUUAGUGGCGUCACCAGCAGUAAAAUCAUCAGCGAAAUUUAGAUUGGGAUUAUGUGGAUUGUGAUUUACCCCUAUUACCAAAUUUCAUUUGGAAUUAAUAUCCUUAAACAAUGCUGAGUACCAUGGAAUGAAUAAAACUGUGAUUGAGAAAUCCUGCUGAGUUUUACAUUUUCACUUGUAUCAUUAUAUUGUCAAAGAAUAAACAGAAUUUGAGUAAUAACCUGUUUUUGUUAGCAAUAUAGGGAGUACGUAUUAAUGUUUAACCAUAGUGCAAAUACCUCACCAAUUGGUGGGAGACUCUAAAAAAACCUUCCACACUAGCUUUCUAUGCGUCUUUGUUUUACAGACCAAGUCAGAAAUGAAGUUGCCUUUAUUGAUUCUAAUAUUGGCCCUUUUCAUUCAGAAGAAUCAUUUGGCCACUGUUACCAGGUAACAUUUGUUGUAUUUUAAUUGGCUCUAGAAUGUUAGAGAAAAUCUUCUCAAACAUCGUCAUGUGGUGAAAUGUUUUUGUUUUGUACCUGUGGUUUAUUAGUUCUUUCUCAGUCACCACUCCCCUCAGGUCUGUUAGCUUGUCUUUUUUUUACCUUCCCCUCUUGUUUAUCCCGACCUUUCUAUAUUUAAGCACUCUCUCUUACUUUCCAUGUCUUUAAUCCAAUGCAUUUUACUGAGCCUUUGUCUUUUGUAUCUGUCUAACCCCAUGCAUUUCUUCUGUCAUAAGUCAGAGCUGUGCUAUGCCCCAAGAAGCCCUUCCAUAGCAUUGAUGUUAAGGAAAUUCAGCAAAUGUAGUAGAUCGCUUAAAGGACCACCAGAGGGAACCAGACAACUAAAUCUCAAUGGUGGUUGCAGGGCUAAACACACCUCUAGUGGCUGUCUUCCUGAUUUGUUUAUUAAAUCAAAUACUGCUCAAAGAGAGCAUUUGAUUGGAGCAGUGCAGCGUUUUGCAGUGCAUGCGCACUAGCCUCCCGAUGCUUCCCCAUAGAGAAGCAUUUCAUUGGCUGAAAUCAUCAAUCCUGCUGAUAUCAAUCAGGCAGGAAGCUGGGGCAGCUGUGACAAGACCAGCAUGGUGAGGAAGUAUAGGCAAGUAAGAACUACCUUUUAAAACCUCACAGGGGGGGAGGAGGAGGAGGGUGGAUACACUUGAAUAGGUAGGGUAACACUACAGCACACAUUUGUAUUCCUAACGCUAUAGUGUUCAGGGGCUUUUUGUUAAUCAAUAUAUAAUGAUUGUCACCACUAUCAAUGGGGCUAUAUAUAUAUAUAUAUAUAUAUAUAUAUAUAUAUAUAUAUAUAUAUAUAUAUAUACCCUUUCAUAGUGGUGAAAAUAUAUUUAAGUGUUGUUCACGGAAUUCUAGUAAAUUAAAUCUGAAUGGUAAAAUUUAAUCUAAAGUAGCCCUAUUAGUGUUUUUGUAAAAAUAUAAAGCCAAUGUGUAGUUUUAAUUUUGUUUUCCUAUCUGUAAUUGUAAAUAAAAAUAUUUUAAAAUGUUUAGAAAAGGUAUAACACGGUCAUAUAUGUACUGCAAGUAUUUAGUUAAACAAUUGUAAAUCCAUGUUUUAAGCAAUGGUUCAUUUUGACACGAUUGUGACGUCAUGGCAUCUUCUUUCUACAAGAGAGCCAGGGAUAGACCCAGCAAGAAAGAAUAGGGAGAAAAGUGACUUUCUGUGACAACCUUUUUAUUCUAUUUUUAUUUUAAUUUUAUUGUGUGUAGAUACAUAAGGACAACAUUCAAACCAUAUAAAAAACAAAUUCUAUAUAUGAAUCUUAGUAUACAAAGAACAAAUAUCAGCAUUAACAUUCAUACAUUGUUCCAAACUAAGAUGGGCAAUAGAUUGUCCACGCUGAGUGUUAAAAAUCAAAGAGCAUAAAAUAGAGGAAGUCACUUAUAUAUAGGGACACACCAAGUUAAAGGGUCAUAUCACUGCUGAAAUAAAAAUCACUGUUUAGUAGAUAUAUUCCCAAUGAACACACACAUGCAUUAAUUAUGUAUUUUACAUUUGGGACUAUAUUCAAAACAACUUGCAGGAGCUUUAAGUCUCUUGCUUGCAGCCUUUGCAGGCCCUCCCUUUCUUCCCCAGCCCACACUUUCUGUGGCUGUCCAAUCACAAACUUCCCAAUGUAGCUCAAUGAGAAGUCUUUGCAAGGCAGGUGCUGUGGACAAUUGCUGCCUCUUGAGUUUGGCUCCACUGAGCUAACCAAACCCCCAAGUAACAGGGCCCAUUGUUUGAUUGACAGCCACGGGGGUGUCACAAGUUUAAUUUAUAAAAGUGUACAUUUUUGUUGAAAUCUGCACUUUUUGUAAUAUGAACAAAAGGCACACAGUUCAAACACAAAGCAUUUCAGUAAGCUAAAGAGUUUUAGCAGUCUGGUGUGACCCUUUAAGAAUGCAACAUAAUAAACAUAAAAAAACAAAUACUAACUUCUCAAUAAACAGAAGAAGCAGUGAUUUCUUCUUCAGUUUGCUCUAAUGACAUCGAUCAGAAUAGUCUGUAUCCCAAGGAUGUGGUACUGUGGCAUGUAAGGCUGACCUUCAGCUAGAAGGCUUCAAAAAUAUAAAUCCAGUCAUCUUUUGUAAAGACUGCUUGAUAUCAAGGCAUGUCAUGGCUCUGUAGCUACAUAACAACAGCCAUUUUGGCCCCAUCUUAUCACUGGUGACUCCGACUGUGAGCCUCUUUGUGCUGAAUGCUCUUAUGAUUCUGUGUUGACCCACACCAGAACACAGAGAAGUAACCCACAGUAAGUUGGGUCUUUACUGAAUUCGAUAUGGAAUAGGCGAGGGUGGGAGUGCAGCCACCUCUCCUACACUAACUGUAUGCUAGGCCUCAGCUCCUCAGUAAAAUCACAGAAUCCUCAAAAAUGUUAUGCUAAUUGCGGGAACUAAAGUGGAACGCAACUGCAGAGGAUAUAAACAGUUAAAUUCCUAGAUGAGGAAAAAGGAUUAGAUAUAACUAGAACAAUUCCUGUUGCUUUAAGGAUUUCCGGGUUAAAGGUAGUUUGCUGAGAAGCUUAAGUAGAGGAGACGUUGCAGCAGUUAGAAAAUUAAGGUAGUGAUGGCAAGUGAGUUUCAGUUCAUAUUAGGAACACCAAUAUGUUAGUUGCUAGAAGCAGGAAGAGUAGCAAUUACGCAGCAAAAAAGUAUUGGAAUUACCGAGGAUAGAUACAAUCAAAUAAUCAUCACAGCUGAGUGAGAAGAGAAUUAAAGGACCACUAUAGACACCCAGACCACUUCAGCUUAAUGAAGUGGUCUGGGUGCCAGGUCCAUCUAGGAUUAACCCUUUCUGCUGUUUCAGAGAAGCUGCUAUGUUUACAAAUGGGUUAAUCCAGCCUCAAGUGGUUGUCUCAUUGACAGCCGCUAGAGGCGCUUCCACGCUUCUCACGCUUUUUCACAGUGCAUGCGCAUUCAGCCGAUGACGGGGAAAGGAGGAGGAGAGUGCUUGAAAAAGGAAAAAAGGUAAGGGAUUAACCCCUUCCUCACCCUAGAGCCCGGCGGGAGGGGGACCCAAGGACCCUAUAGAGCCAGGAAAACGAGUAUGUUGUCCUGGCACUACAGUGGUCCUUUAAUACUUAGGACUAGCUGGGGAAUGAGAUCCAAUUCCACUUGCAGUUUCCUUAAUAUGGAAUCUCAGAGAAGAUAAAUCCAAUGUGAGAAGCUGUAGAAAAACUUAAGUCAAUACGUGGUCAGGGAUAGGAGAAUGGAGGUCAGCGGUAAACGGUCCAGGUUCGGUACACGGGAAAGUAGUUUAGUGAGAGAGCUCUUUUGCAGCCGGUCUGAAGAUCUUGAGGAAGCCUCAAAAUAAUCAAGCACUUGAAACUGGUGCAGUCUCCCUGAGUUGCGAGAGGAAGCCACGUCAAUGAAGGGGGCAUGGUGUUGCUCCGUCAACCCGGAAGUAUCGGAAGCGGAGAAGCCGACAGGUAAGUCCUGACAAAAAAGCUCUACAAAAACAUUCAUAAUACUUGUUGGUUGGUUUGGUUAAAAAAACUCAAAGUCUUUGCAGAUUUGUAUAUAAUGUCCAAUCUGUCUUUUUAGCUGAAACUGGAAAAUCUGCUCACAAGCUCCAAAUUGUCCUGCUACUCUAGAUGGCUGUCUGACCCACCUCUCCAAGGGGAAAUGUUAUGUUAAAUAAUUUGGGUUUUGACUCGUAUUAAAAUUUGUUUCCUCACAAAGUCAUGCUGGACUAAAAUAUAACACCCAUUAAAGUAGUGAGGUGCAUUCCCUGUAUACAACUACAGAGUUUUUUACUGAGUGCUAGAGGUCUAUGUUUAUGAAGAUAGCGAGACUAUGAAGAGAUGGCUUGUUUGUGUGUCAACUGUGUUUUUCAGGUUCCAAUGCUUACUUGAUUGAGUGAUUUAUUUUCUUAGGAGUGACCAGGUGUUAAAUGUUCGGCCACGGACUGACGCUCAUGUUGACGUUAUAAAGAAUAUCACCUCCAUGUCAGAGGUAGUAGAGCAUUUACAUGUAUUUUACUGUGUUAGUUUAUAUAGGCCUCAAUUUAAUUCUUUUGGAUAAUCUUUCAAAUGAUCACAAUCUGUUAGAAAAACUUUUCAAAUUAUUUAUCUACAGAAGUCACCAUUAAAGUCUAUGGGAUUUUGUGUAGAUAAAUUAUUUGCAAAGUUUGUUAUCAUUUUAAUAGUGUAUCCAAAAUAAUUAAAUUGAGGCCAUGAUGUAAUUUACAUGUGUUCCUCAAGUGUUAAAUGUAUUGCAUUUCCAGCAUCCUAAACUAUACCUAUAAAUUGGAACAGUCAAUGAAUUAGUUAAGGCAGUUUUACUUUGAUAUAUUAAAUGAACAUAGAGAAAGCAUUGGACUGGCUGAAAUCGGCAUGGAGGUGGGACGAUGGUGGGGCCAGACGCCGGCUUGGCCAAUCAGCACCUCCUUAUAGACAUGCAUUGGAGAAUUUAGCGUCUCAAUGCAGAGCGUGGAGACCCUGAACAGCAGUGCACAGUGUGCAGCACUGCCCCAUGAAGCACCUCCAGGGGCAAUAUAAACACUGCCUUUUCUCUGAAAAGGCAGUGUUUGCAUGAAAAUGCCUGAAGGUAAUGAUUAUACUCACCAGAAAAACUACAUUGAGCUGUAGUUGUUCUGGUGACUAUUGUGUCCCUUUAAAUCUUACUCACAUGCUACUGGGUAUUUUGUACAGAGAGCUCUGAAAAAACAAUUAAUGGAGUUUUCACAUACAUAAUGAUACAUCCUCUUCUCAACCUUAUAAACAGAGAUUUAAAACAUUUUAAAUAUUCUUAUGCAAAGAAAAUUGGCUUUAAAGUGUCAUGUUGAUACAGUUCCUCGCUCCUUCACUAUUGUAAACAGUAUACAAACACUCUUCACUUAUUGACCGAGUUCCGUUCCUACGACCCGGUCGUAGAACGAAUUGGUCGGUAAGUGAGGAGUUAAGGGAUUCCCUGCUCUGGGGCGUUCGUCUAUGUUCGGGGAAACGUCCCCAAACAUAGACGAACGCACCAGAGCAGAGAACCCCUCUAAUCUAUGUUCGGGGGAAUUUCCCCGAACAUAGAUUUGAAGGAUUUCUUGCUCUGGUGCGCUUGUCUAUGUUCGGGGAAACUUAGACAUUUGUAAAACAGGUAGGUCGCUAAAUGAUGACCACCUGUAGAAGCGAUUGCUGGGGAGAGUAGCACAAGGUAAAUAAAGAACACUCCUCCAUAACAGUUUGUUUGAUGUCCAAAGUGAAAUCAUUGCCGCAUGAUACAUACGAUGUUGUUCUGGGUCUUAGCGAGCUAGUAGCAGGAUUAGAUUUUUAGUCCAUAUACCUGUGAGCAAAAAAUCUACAAAUACUAGCAAACCACCACGAGAUAACCACAUACAAACUAAAAGAUGUAAAAAGAAAAGAAAAACAAUCUUAGACUUGCAUGGGAAAAGAAGUGAAAACAGAUGGAAUUGCACAAAUUGUACACUAAGUAGACUUGUGCAUACACACAUUUUGCCCUUCUCUAAUCAUUGCUCUGAGUGCGAUAUUUACAUCAUCAAAUGUCACACACCUGUGUCCACUGCAUCUUAGCUAGGGAUGUGUCAAGCUCUUACUCCAUCUUAUUAAGCAGCAUGUCUGUCAUUACAAAUGUACCAAAAGAGUCCGAUUAUCACUUAAUCUUAAUGAAGAGGUUGUGGCACAAAGACCGACUCUAUUCCUUAUGUAUGGCAAUGUAAAGCUUUACUGUUUCAGUAAAAAGCCAACAUUUUGCUUAAACCAUGCCUCUGUUUGCUGUUGCUGUCAGCACACAUCCAGUAAAGGUACUUGAACUUCCUCAUUAAAGACUAGAUUUUUGAAGGUAUUCAUGUUUCACGUCAUCAUGCACAGCAUAAAGAAACAGUGGCUUUAGUAAUAAUUAAUUUUUAUUAAAUUAAUUUAAAAAGUCAACAUAGUAAUAGCACUCAAAUCAACAUAGUGAUAGUGCUCAAAUGGACAUCAAAGGCAAUAAAAUAUAUAGAUUGUAUUUCCUCUUCUUUAUUUGUAUUCCAUACCCACUUUAAUUAUGAAACAAAAGUCCAAUAUUUUUUUUGUCCCUUUAUAAAUCAGUAAGCUCAAUAUUUUUGUCCCUAUAUAAAUCAGUAAACACUUAUUGCAAGUAGGAGUCCCCUGCUACCUUCCUAGAUCUAUGCUCAAAAGGAUCCUUUCGCUCAAUGAAUGGAGUAAUUUUGCCUGUGGAGCACCUCAACCCAUACCAAGUACCCUAAUGUGUAUAGUGCAGGUAAGUACAAAUGGAGUUAGAGUGAAAAAAGAUGGGUGUUCCUUCAACUGUCCUGUCCGAAUUAAGAAAUAACUAUGCCACAGUAUUUGCCAGCUGAUGUGAACAAGUUGCUAGAUUAUGGAAAAGGUAGAAGAGUAGUAGUUUUAAAUUAAGCACUUGACACGAGCUUUGCCUGCAAGCUGGACUCAUCAUAAUGGUGUUGCCUGAAUUAUGAUUUAGUGCUUCACUUUAACCAUUUAAGGACACAGCUUCAGGAGAAAAAGGCCAACAUGACGGAACAUUUUUGUCAUGUGUCCUUAAGGGCAUAAGAGGCAUCAGACUGGCAGAGUGUAGCAGUUGUUGUGCAUGCACUGUAGGUCACCAAUGCUUAUCUAAGUAUUGGACCAAGAUUAUCAACCAUUAUGUCCAGGGCCGGCACUCCUCUGCUGCAGCCUCCUGCUCAACCUCUGGUGAUGUCAACAGCCACGCCAAUAUCACCCGUGAUCUUGUCCAAUCCAGUGCUUUCCGUGCAUUCACAGCAACAUGCAGCACUCCUCCAAUCUGCAGUAUUUGAUUCUCCAAAUCCAGUCUGGAGGAGAAAGCACAUCUAGUGGCUGUUAGGAAUCCAGUAGAGCUGGAUUUAACCCGGCAAUGUAAACACAGCAACUUCUAAAAAAAAAUUAUUAUACAUUGCAGGGUUAAUAUGACAGGACCACUAUACCCAGAUGACUUCAAUCAGACUAUAUUAAGACUGUAGCUUUUACAAUUUGGAAGUAAUAAUUUGAAUUAAGUAACCAUUUUUUUAAAUCUUCUAAACUAAUUAAAAAUACAUUUUUAGGUUAUUCUGUGGAAACCGGACUCUUCUGAUCAUAUAGUAAAGAACAAUGAAGUCCAUUUCUAUGUUAAUGUGUCUGCAGUUGAUGAAGUGAAGACCCAGCUUGAUAAAUCUGGAUUUACCUACACGUAAGUGAUCCAUGACUUGCAACUGCAAUAUUGACCUACCUGAAUGUUAUAUUUUUUUCUAUCGCAACUUUUUAUCGUUAUUGUCCAAAUACAUGUUUUUGUUAUAAUCCAGGGUCCUUGUUGAAGAUGCACAAAGCCUAAUUGAACAGCAAACAUUCAAUGAUUCUGUCGGUCAACGCAGCAGCGUGUCCUAUUAUGAACAGUAUCACAGCCUAGAUGAUGUAAGACCUUUUUCCAAUAUUGCAGACAUAUCUACAUGGUAUGGUACAUAGCAGAAAUGGCUAUCAAUGGUAACUGAGCUGCUUAUGAACUACUGUUUGAUUCUCAGUCAGAUUCCACAAACAGUCAUAUUGCAAUAAAAGAAGAUAUAUAGGCUACCUAAUGAAUUUGUUUAUUGAUUCUAAAGAACCAAUUUCUGAUCCCUCACAAGUUGGAAAAUAUAUAUAUUUUUUCAAUAUGACAGUUUAUUAAGGUUUAUAUAAAAAGAGAUAGAAUGCAAAGACUUGCAGCUUACUGGAUGCAAUAACAUUAUGUAGUGAUAUACAUUGAGUUGAAUGCUGUAUGUAGAGUACAGAAGUACAAAAGUAAAUCAAAAUCAAAAUGAUAUAGUGGGCAACAAGUAAGAUAGAGAAAGGAGGGGAAGACAGAGGAUAGGGUAUGAGUGGAUUCCUUGCAUUUGUCUUACACUUCAGUACCACACAUCACAUAGAUAUACGUGCAACAAUGUUUCAAAACAUGAGUGUUAUAAUAUACAGGAAUAUUGUGACAAACACAUUCACGUGCAUCCCAUUAUCAUUAAGGAUUUAAUUUUCUUAAGGCCACAUUUGAACGCACCUCCAGCACACAAUGUCAAUAAUAGCUUUGAUCGACUAAUGCUAACAUGUAAUGCCAUCAUCAUAAACCCAGUUUGUCCAAGGAAGGUGUCCCACAAUUUGCAAGCUUUCUUUGUUGUUUUGUUACCACGGCCUGGUAUAAACAUCAUAUGUUCAUAUGAACACGUCAGAGGACUCUAUGUCUGUGCCUGUGGCUACCAUGGGUAAUCUCCAAUUCCUCGCAAUUAGUGUGUUUUCUGCUAUCAGCAUAGGAAAUAUAAGUUUUAAGCUAUGUUUAAGUAAAUACAUAGGCAGCAUAAACAGCAAAUAGGAUUCAACAGUGGGUGGAAGGUUUACCCCUUUUUUAUUGUAUAACAUUGUAUGUACUCUCGACCAGUACAUCGAUAUCAGUGGGCAGCUACUACACACAUCUAGUAGUGCCUGUGUCUAACUGACGUUUAUAACAUUCCCCAUUCCGUUUACCUAUAAUGUGAAUUAGCCUAGCUUGGACCAGAUACCAUCUAUAUAUUAUUUUCAUUCAAGUUCUAUGUGUGUUGCUUAUAAAUGUUAAACUCAAAGGCUAACUCGGGCCAAAAAAACAAGGCAUAAGUUUAUGUGGGCCGCACACAAAAAAAGAGUUUGUCCUAGACCAACACAAACUAAAAUUACUUGUAUCCUUCUCCUGCAAACAAUAUUUAAUCCUGGGUACAUAUAUAUAAUUCACUCAAAUGCUUCACCUCAAGUUACUUACCAUCUCAGUAGUAAUGCCACUGUCUGAAGUGUCCGCUCCGCUAGCUCCCUCAGUGCUUCUGCAAACUGCAGUCUCAGCCAGAUAGGUAGACACACUUUCCUCACCGCUCGCCCCCUAGUCCCUCUGUAAUCUCCAGGCAGAGUAAUGAGUGGCUGCACACUCCACUCCGCUCACUUCUACCCCCCUUCCAUCCAUGUCUGUUUCCCUCACACACAAGUUCACUCACUAUCAGGCACACACACACACAACUCACUCAUUAGCAGACACACACAAAGCUCACUCACUAGCAGCCACAUACACACACAAGUUUACUCACUAUCAGGCACACACACAUACACAAGUUCAGUCACUAACAGGCACACACACACAGGUUCACUCACUAUCAGGCACACACAGACACACUUAAGUUCAUUCAAUAGCAAGCACACACACACACACAAGUUCACUCACUAGCAGGCACACACACAUACACACAAAAGUUCACUCACUAGCAGCCAUAUACACACCCACAGUCAUGGCUGAAACUUACCUGGCACUUGUAGGUGAAGUUGCCAUUUUGUGACCUCUUCUUCUCAGAGAGGUCAGCAACGUGCGUGUGGGGUCGGAGCUUGUGCGCUGGAGCGGGGCUUGCAUUCGGGGGUGGGGCAUGCAGCAGAAAUUGAGGUAAAUAGUGCAGGGAGACUGACAGGUCUCCUUCCGGCCGCAUUGCGCAUUGCCUAAUUGCGGCCACACCAGCCCUCAGCUCCUCCCUCCUUACUCCACAGAAGCUGGCACAGUCCGAGGGGAAAAUCAUUUAAAUAACAUUAGCCUGAUGAUCAGGGCUGUCUGCCUGGCCUCAGGUGCCGCGGCCCACCGGGAAAUUUCCCGGUAUCCCGGUGGGCCAGUCCGGCCUUGUUCACAACUCAAAUUUUUGCUCUUCUCCUCCAAUAAAAAUGUGUGCUUUGGCUCUACCUGGACUGAACUGAAUUUUGAUAUCAACUGCAAAAUGUUUAACUUUCAUAUAUAAGAAAACAAAGCAUCAUAGGAUUAAAAGGUUAAAGGACCACUUUAGUGCCAGAAAAAACAAGCUCGUUUUCCUGGCACUAUAGUGUUAAUAGGUCCCUCCCCACCCUCAUGGCCCCCCUCCCGCCGGGCUCUGGGGGGAGGAAGGGGUUAAAGGCUUACCUUUCUCCAGCGCCGUGCUCCCUCGGCACUGGGAACUCUCCUCCCUCUUCCGCCGAAUGCGUAUGCGCGGCCGCGCACGCAUUCAGUCAGUCCAUAGGAAAGCAUUCUCAAUGCUUUCCUAUAGACGCUGGUGUCUUCUCACUGUGAAAAUCACCAUGAGAAGCACGGAAGCGCCUCUAGCGGCUGUCAAUGAGACAGCCACUAGAGGCAGGAUUAACCCAUUAGUAAACAUAGCAGUUUCUCUGAAACUGCUAUGUUUACAGCAGGCAGGGUUAACCCUGGAUGGACCUGGCACCCAGACCACUUCAUUAAGCUGAAGUGGUCUGGGUGCCUAUAGUGGUCCUUUAACACAGGUUAUAGAGGAUUUUAAAUCUUGCAUUUACUAGUGUAAUUUUACUUUUAUUCUAUAAAAGACAUCAAAAAUGUUUUGGUCUUUUUUCAUGUUAGAUUUACUACUGGAUGGAGCAAAUGGCAGAGAAAAAUCCUGACAUGGUGGAGAAAUUUAACAUUGGAUUUUCAUUUGAGAACCGACCCCUUCAGGUGUUAAAGGUAGCACACAAUUAUUGAGUUACUAUAAAUGUAAACUUUUGCAAGUCAUUUACAGCUAUCUGGCACUGGUUCUGAGGUUACACUGCCAAUAACCCUCCAGCAUGCUUGAGAUAUAAAAAAAAAAUAAAUCUAAAAAUGAGCAACCCAUAAGAAACAAAGCCGUAUUUAAAGUAGUGUGCAAUGAUCACAGUUUAAGGAUUAUUAAUGUGAUUUAGAUACAUAGUAGAUUUUGGUACAUGUGGACCUUUUGUUUUGAUUUAUCUCAUAAACUGCUAGCCAAUUUGAAAAGAAAUAAUACAGCAUUAUAAUGAUAUAUAAUUUUUUCCAGCUAUCGGGAAAAAAAGGAAUGGAAGAGGAAGCGAAAGGCACAAAAAUUGCAAUCUGGAUUGACUGCGGGAUACAUGCAAGGGAGUGGAUUUCCCCAGCAUUUUGCAUGUGGUUUGUAGGACACGUAAGUACCACAAUACUGUUUUGAUUUGUAGAAAUAUUACUAUACUUGAAAUUAUACCCAUCAAGUGAAACACUUUCAAAGAUUAACCAUAAUAUUGCACAGCAGACAUUUCGAUGUAUCAUAAGAGUUCUUAAAUAUAAGGACCGUUGUGACCAUGGUACUUCCACAAGUGGUGCUCAGUUGUAUUUUCCUACUACGACAGUAAGGUAGGAACUGUAACCAUGGCACACCAGAGUUUUGUAAAGCAGACUAAAGUGAGUGCCAUUUGCAAAACUUAUCUUGAAUGACUUGAAAUAAUUACAUUUUUUUUUUUUAAAUAAACAUCUUGCCAUGUUGUUAAAUCUUUUAAUAAUCUAAAUACUAAAGUGCCCUUUUAUUCUUUUUAAUGUUUCAUAUUUAGGCUGUAGGGUUCUAUGGGACUGAUAAAACCAUGACGAAGCUACUGAAAUAUAUUGAUUUUUAUGUUUUACCAGUAAUGAAUGUUGAUGGCUAUCACUACACAUGGACAACUGUAAGUAUUUUACACAUUAAACAGAAACAGGCACACCAUGCUUUGUUGCAGUCAGAAUAAUUUAUUAAAUAACAGGUUAUUCAGGAUUUCUUACGUUACAUGGCAUCCAAAUGGGGGUGGACCAAAAAACUGUUUUAUAAAAAAUAAACAAUUGAUAACAAUAACAAUAAAACUAAUAAAAAUUAAAAAGUGAUUCUGUGGUUGACUGAAUGGUAUACAUUUAAAAAGGAUAGGGAAUUAAACAAGGGCUCCUGCACAUAGAUUAACUACUGUACUAUGUAUUAAUACGCAAAAUCCAUUCAAGAUAGCACAAUAACUUUAUCAUACCGUUAUGGAAGUAGACAAGUCCAGGUGUACUCUCACCUGGAGGAUUACGCAACUCAGUUAUAGUUGUACUCAAAAGUUUGUAUACCCUGGCAGAAAUUGUGAGAUUUUGAAAAUAUGACUGAUCAUAUAAAAAAAUGUAUUUUAUUGAAGGAUAGUGCUCACAUGAAGCCAUUUAUUAUCACAUAGUUGUUUUGCUCCUUUUAAAAUCACAAUGUAAACAGAAAUCACACAAAUGGCCCUGAUCAAAAGUUUACAUACCCUUGAAUGUUUGGCCUUGUUACAGACAUGCAAGGUGACACACACAGGUUAAAAUGGCAAUUAAAGGUUAAUUUUUUAAAUUGCAAUUAGUGUCUGCGUACAAAUAGUCAAUGAGUUUGUUAGUUCUCACGUGGUUGCACUGAGCAGGAUAGAUACUGAGCCAUGGGGAGCAGAAAAGAACUGUCAAAAGACCUGCGUAACAAGGUAAUGAAACUUUAUAAUAUUGGAAAACGAUAUAAAAAGAUAUCCAAAGCCUUGAAAAUGCCAGCCAGUACAGUUUAAUCACUUAUUAAGGAGUGGAAAAUUCAGGGAUCUCUUAAUACCAAGUCAAGGUCAGGUAGACCAAGAAAGAUUUCAGCCACAACUGCCAGAAGAAUUGUUCUGGAUACAAAGAAAAACCCACAGGUAAACUCAGGAGAAAUACAGGCUGCUCUGGAAAAAAACAGUGUGGUUGUUUCAAGUAGCACAAUACAAUGAUACUUGAAAAAUUAGCUACAUGGUCUAGUUGCCAGAAAGAAGCCUUUACUGCACCAAUGCCACAAAAAAGACUGGUUACAAUAUGCCCGACAACACCUUGAUACGCCUCACAGCUUCUGGCAUGCUGUAAUUUGGAGAGACAAGACCAAAAUAGAGCUUUAUGGCCACAACCAUAAGCGCUAUGUUUUGAGAGGGGUCAACAAAGCCUAUAGUGAAAAGAAUACCAUCCCCACUGUGAAGCAUGGUGGUGGCUCACUGAUGCUUUUGGGGCGUGUGAGCUCUAAAGGCACAGGGAAUCUUGUGAAAAUUGAUGGCAAGAUGAUGAAUCCAGCAUGUUAUCAUAAAAUACUGGCAGACAAUUUGCAUUCUUCUGCACGAAGGCUGCGCAUGGGAUGCUCUUGGACUCUCCAGCAUGACAAUGACCCUAAGCACAAGGCCAAGUUGACCAUCCAGUGGUUACAGCAGAAAAAGGUGAAGAUUCUGGAGUGGCAAUCAGAGUCCCCUGACCUUAAUAUCAUCAAGUCACUCUGGGGAAAUCUCAAACAUGCGGGCCAUGCAAGACAACCAAAGACUUUGCAUGACCUGGAGGCAUUUUGCCAAGAUGAAUGGGCAGCUAUACAACCUGCAAGAAUUAGGGGCCUCAUAGACAACUAUUGCGAAACACUGUCAUUGAUGCCAAAAGGGGCAAUACACAGUAUUAAGAACUAAGGGUAUGCAGACUUUUGAACAGGGGUCUUUAUAUUUUUUUCUUCGCUGCCAUGUUUUGUUUCAUGAUUGUGCCAUUCUGUUAUAACCUAAAGAUGAAUAAGAAUCCCAUAAGAAAUAAAAGAAAUAUGUUUUGCCUGCUCACUCAUAUUUUCUUUAAAAAUUGUACAUAUAUUACCAAUUCUCCAAGGGUAUGCAAAUGUUUGAGCACAACUGUAUGAAGACAACAUUUAAAAAAAAAAAAAAAAAAGAGGAUAAGCUUACUUCCUAAUAAAAAUCAUAAUCUUGUAUGACAUGAAAAUAUCAAAACAUCUAAGAUGCUGAAUUGUGAAAUAUGUAAAGUUCUCUGAAUAUGACUAUAUAUUUUUUUUUAAAUCUAAAGGCUAUUAAAAUAUUAGUUUGAUACCUAAUGAUCUCUGUCUGUAUUUACACAUACACAAAGGUAGUAAUGCACAUACUUAGAAUUCUUGUACGUUUGGACGUCAAGUAAAUAGUAUCUUUGUGCUGAACACUUACCUCUGCAAUAGCCUUUCUGGAAGAAUGAGUAACACAGGUACUUCUCAUCCUCAAUCAAUAUAGUUUUCCAGAAUUGAUAUUCCAGUUCUGUCUCAGAAUGUUCAGCAAGGCAUUCUUAAUUCGGAAAAUACUGCUAUUAAGGUAAAUCAGAAUCACAAGCAAUCAGGGUCACACUUAUGGUAAGAUUAUAUUCAUAUAAUUAAUACAAUUCAUAUAAUAUGUGCAUAUGUAGGUGUGCAUUUCCUUGUUAGAAGGAAUGUAAAUUAUAAAUACUGUUUAUUAUUUAUGUCUAUGAAUAUAUUCAUGAUUUUUAUUUCUACAGAAUCGAAUGUGGAGAAAGAAUCGCUCCAAAUAUCAAAACAGCACCUGUACUGGCACUGAUCUAAACCGGAACUUUGAUGCAGGGUGGUGUGGUAUGUGUGUUUUAAAAUCAACUUUUUUAAGUUGAAAUAUUUUUUAAUUGUUUGCAUAUUUUUAAUGUAUUAUCAGUUCAUGUAUUAACUAAUGGGAAUCAACUCCUGGCCUUGUGUGAACACUAUUUAUACUUGUGAUAUAUAUAUUUGAGAUAUAUAUUUUUUUUCAUUUUGAUUUAUUUAUUACUGGUGUUUAUAAAGUGCCAACAUAUUCCGCAGCGCUGUUUAUUUGGGAAAAGACAAACACAAUAAGAACAGACCGAGGACCCUGCCCGUGACCUUACAAUCUAAAGGUUAAAUGGGGAGAUGAGACAAGAGGUAGCAGAGGAAUUUGUAUGUGAUGACAGAGAGAGUUAGUAGUAUAGCUACAGUAGCUGAUAGCAUGUGAAGGGAAUGAAGAGGUGAUUGGCUGUGGUUCCAAGCAACUGGAAGAGCAUGCUAUAUAGUUAGAAGGAACCAGGGUGGGUGGGAGCAGGAGUGGGUGGCCGGGAACAGGGGCGGGUAGGCGGGUUGAGCCAAGUAAAAUUAAAUAGCCUUGUUGCAGGGAUGGAUGUAAGAGUGGACCUAAAGAGUAGAGAUACAGAGUUAUUUAAAGGAAUUUAUAGAUAGGAGUGGCAAACAGGGGAGGAGGUGGGGGGGAAAUGGUUGAGCAGACUAGCCAUUUGUCUCAUUCAAUUACACUAUUUGCCAACCAAAUAUAGAACACUAGAGGAAUACAAUACAAAUGUAACAGAAAGAAACCAUUAUUAUACUGUAACAUCAAUAAGCUGUUUUACUGAUCCCCUCGGUUUUCUCUAGAGCAGGUCCACAAAGCAAGGUAGAGAGAUAAAUGCACUGGAGCCAGCUAAACCACUGCACUCAGACCUCCACCCGGAAAGCAGAGUAUAUUGAUGUACAAUGCUCAAUGCAUUUUCUUAGCAACACAUAGGUUUAUUUAUAAUUUGAUGUACAAUUUCAGAUCAUGGUAAUAGAAAUAUGAAUGGUAUACAGUAAAUAAACAUUGUACAGACAGAAUAUAUAACAGCUCUUGUAACAUGUUGUCUCUUCUAGGUCCAGGUGCGUCCAGUAACCCUUGCCAUGAUAUAUAUUGUGGACCUUUUCCAGAAUCUGAAGCUGAAGUGAAAGCGGUUGUAAACUUUAUAAAAAAUAACUUAGAUGUGCUUAAAGGGUAUAUAAGUAUUCACUCUUACUCUCAGAUGGUGCUUUUUCCAUAUUCCUAUACAAAGAAGAAAACCAAGGACCAUGAAGAACUGGUAGGAAUCCUGUUGGUUUUUUUUUUGGUUUUUUUGCACUUAAAAUAUAUGUAAAGAUAUCUGGAAUGUGUUCAUAAAAAAAGUGUAACUGAUGAAGAUGAACAAAAUGAAGUCAUACUUUACAUCCAAUUAAACAGUAAAAUACGGAGGAACACCUACCUAUGUUAACAAUGAAUAAAGGUGCAAGGUGCCAGCAGAAACUAGCUGAGAACUAAUAUUAACAUGAUAUCCCUUUAUUGGCAACCCGAAACAAAGUGGGUGGGAUCAACUGCACAUGAGGGGUGAAAGAGAGGUUGAAGUCAAAGAGAACACCUAUGCAGUGAGCCUGUGAAGUAAGGCUGAUGAUAGUGCCAUUGACUUAGAGGGAGACAGACCUAGGAGUAGCAAAACUUGAGGGAGGAAUGACACAAAGUUUAAGGAAGUGAGCAGCCACCCAGUUAGAAAUAGCAGAGAGGCAGUCAGAGACAUGAGUCAAUAAGGUUAGCGAGAGAUCGGGAGAAGACAGAUAGAUUUGCAUGUCUUUCGAAUACAAAUUAUAUUGGAAGCCAAAAGAAGCUCAUGAGUUUACCAAGGAAGGGAGUAUAGAUUGUGAACAGGUGUAAGUAAGGGACCAAAUAUAGAACUUUGGGAAAUAACAACAAAGAAGAGUUGUGGAGAAGAGGCAGAGCCAGAGAAAGAAACACUGAAAGAUUGUUGGGAGAGGUAGAAGCGGAACCAGGAGAGUGUAGCAUCUCAUAAACAGAGUGAUGAAAGCAGCAGGAAGGUCAAUGAGAAUUAGGAUGGUGACCACUAGAUUAAAUUAAUUAACUCAUUUAAUACUUUGGUCAGAGCCGUUUCGACAAGCUGAGUGACUAGCGUUGAAUCCAGACUAAAGCGGAUCAAGCAGAGAGAUUCAUAGAAGUCAGUCAAUCCUGCACACACACACACACAACUCUCUCAAGGAUCUUGGAGGCAAAUGGUAGUAGUGAAAUAGGAUGGUAGUUAGAUGGGGAGUUAGGGUCAAGGUUGGGCUUUUUUGGAAGCAGAGGUUAUGGUUGCAUGCUUGAAGGAUGAAGGAAAAAUGUCAGAGGAGAAGGAGAGAUUCCAUAUUUUAGUGAGAGGCAGAGCAAGAGAAGGAGACCGAGUGUGAAUGAGAUACAAGGGAAUGGGAUUGAGGGAGCAGGUGGUGGGGCAGGAGAACUAGAACAGAGCAGAAACCUAUACUGGACACAUCAACAAAAUUCAUGCACCCCUAAAGCAAACACCCGGUCAACAGGUAUGAAUAAUUAGUGGCACAAUUACAUUCAUUUGUGUAGGAACUAUAUCCCAUAGAACAUUUCUUUCAGUAAACAAAUGUUUAGAACUAAUAUUAUUUGUGAAUUGUGUAACUCAAUAUGACAUUGUUGACAUUUGAUGGCCUCAGGACACAUUAUCAAACUAGAGGGGGCACAGAGCUGGUUUCCUCUUAUUCCCCCAUGUACGAGGAGUGGGGAGACUGAAUAAAACCAGUGAGUCAACUUAACUCCGCAAACACAGCUGCAGGUGUAAGUAAGAGAAUGCAGAGAGAGAGAGUAGUUACUUACACUAUAGUCCUACACACUGAAUAUCAUAGGUGGAAAGGAAGGAAAAAUAUGCAGUCUCUCUUAGGCUGGUAAGGAAUGCUGUUUAUAAAAGUCAUGUCCUAUAUGUAAAGUGUAGAAAAAAGGGGACUGCCAUUUGGAUGUCCUUUAAUUUAAAUUGUGGUCCUUAGGGCCACAAAGAGGUUUUUCUAUUUAUUAAUUUUUUUAGGGCAAGGGGAAGGGAGUAGACAUAGCACUGGGGUUCUAACAGGUUCUGAUCCUGUAAUACAAUUUUCCAAAAUUGAGAUAGCCAAAUAAAUAGGGAGAAAGCGAUGCCCAAACUGUGCAUAAUAAGUUUUAAAACACAUAAUACCAUUAUUUACUUAUUUACUUAUUUGGCUGUCUACAUUUUGGAAACCAUGAUGGGAAAGUCAGAUACUACCAACUGCACUGAGAAAGUGUGUAUUUUUUGCUUAAAUUACAGCUUUUUGAAUGAACACCUAAAUUUAAAGGUAAAUAAAUAAAUACAUUGAAUAUUGCUAAGAAUUCUAUUUUCAAAUAAUGCUUUUCUUUUUUUAAAUCUAGCAACAACUGGCAAACAGAGUGACUGAUGGCAUGAGGGCAACAUAUAGAAAUAAAUAUGCAUAUGGCACUGGAGCUGAAACUAUUUGUAAGUAAAAUUUGCAUAAACAGAUACUCUUAAAAACCAUAACCACUACCAUGCGCUGUAGUGGAUAUGAUUCUGGGAGCUACCGGGGUUGUCCGAUAGUAAUCUGUUAAAGGAACACUAUAGUCACCUAAAUUACUUUAGCUAAAUAAAGCAGUUUUAGUGUAUAGAUCAUUCCCCUGCAAUUUCACUGCUCAAUACUGUCAUUUAGGAGUUAAAUCACUUUGUUUCUGUUUAUGCAGCCCUAGCCACACCUCCCCUGGCUAUGAUUGACAAAGCCUGCAUGAAAAAAAAAAACUGGUUUCACUUUCAAACAGAUGUAAUUUACCUUAAAUAAUUGUAUCUCAAUCUCCAAAUUGAACUUUAAUCACAUACAGGAGGCUCUUGCAGGGUCUAGCAAGCUAUUAACAUAGCAGGGGAUAAGAAAAUCUUAAUUAAACAGAACUUGCAAUAAAGAAAGCCUAAAUAGGGUUCUCUUUACAGGAAGUGUUUAUGGACAGCUGUGCAAGUCACAUGCAGGGAGGUGUGACUAGGGUUCAUAAACAAAGGGAUUUAACUCCUAAAUGGCAGAGGAUAGAGCAGUAAGGCUGCAGGGGCAUGUUCUAUACACCAAAACUGCUUCAUUAAGCUAAAGUUGUUCAGGUGACUAUAGUGUCCCUUUAAACAAUUUAUAAACGGUUAGUCAAUUACCUUGCUAUGUAAGGCUCUCUUGGUCCUUCUGGUUUAUGUUAAUCAAAUAAACCUUAAAUGGACAACUUUAGCUUAAUGAAGCAGUUUUGGUGUAUAGAUAAUGUUCCUGCAGUCUCACUGCUCAAUUCACUGCCACUUAGGAGUUAAAUCACUAUGUUUAUGAAGCACUAGGCACACCUUCCUGCAUGUGACUUACACAGCCUUCCCAAACACUUCUUGUAAAGAACUAUCUAAUGUUUACACUUCCUUUAUUGAAAACUCUGCUUAAUUUAGAAUUUCUUAUCUCCUACUCUGUUAAUAGCUUGCUAUACCCUGCAGGAGCCUACAGAGCAGUAGAUAAAAACUAUUACAGAAAUUUACAUCUGACUGAAAAUUAAGCCAUUUUGUUUUCAAUCAUCAGAGAUGCAUUAGCUCAAUAAAUCUAUAUGGGGAGCAUUUGGCAUCUUCAUGCAGAGCAUGAAGAUGCUGAAUGGUGCUCCCGCAAGGAGGAAGUAACAGUAAGGGUCUUUAGUGCGUGUCCAAGUGACAGCCACUAGAAGUAUCCUUACAGCUCAUUGUAAACACUGCCUUUUUACUUAAUAUACACUUGCAAGAAGUAACUUGCGUUUUUGUUCACAGAUCUCGCACCAGGAGGCUCUGAUGACUGGGCUUACGAUAUUGGCAUCAAGUAUUCUUUUACCUUCGAACUCCGAGACAAAGGGACCUACGGUUUUUUACUUCCUAUGAGUCUAAUAAAGCCAACAUGUAGUGAAGCUUUAACUGGGAUCAAAAUCAUAGCAGGUCAUAUUGUCAAACAAAUAAAUUGACCAGCAACCUACCAGAUAUUUAUGCAUUUAUUGUACAACCGCAGCCACCUUGUAAAAUGGCACCAUGUGAUUUUAAAUCAUUUUGAGUCACAAAUUGUGUUCUCUCCAUCUUUUUUAGUGACUGGCCUCGCGAAUGUUUACGCCUACAAUUUUGCAUAACUAACUUGGAUCCAAAUUAAUUAUUCUGUGAUUUGAUGAAGAAUAUAUUGCAAACAUUACAAUUUGCAAAUCUGUGAAUGCUUUGUCACCCCCCCCCCCCAUUUGUACUAUAUUAACAGGAAAUGCUUUGUGUUAUACUUGUAUAUGUGACAUCAAAUGGUAUAAAAUCAUACAAUUAAACAAUAUAUAUCUUUUCAAAACAUAUUUUAGCUUCAAGAAUUUUUCUUUCAGCAGUCCGAUGCAGUUGGAUUUCCUAGUUAAAAGUGUGUUACUG